AUGUUCAGGUCCAGGUCUAUAAAAAUGUCCAUAUCUGCAAAAGAAUACACGGUCUUGACCUGGAUGGUCAGUAUUAACCAUGGUCCUAGUGGCAUCAACAAAGUUACUGGCUGUGGAGGUGCAGGUGACGGUAACAAUGCUGGCUGUGGUAGUAGUGACGGCAACAAUGCUAGCUGUGGUAGUAGUGACGGCAACAAUGCUGGCUGUGGUAGUAGUGACGGCAACAAUGCUGGCAGUGGUGGUGGUGAUGGCCAAAUUUCUAAUUGUGUUGGUGAUAGUGGCAGCAGUGAAGGUGCUGGUAGCGGUUGA
Messenger RNA from Macrosiphum euphorbiae (potato aphid), 309 nucleotides. NCBI's taxonomy places the organism in Eukaryota, Metazoa, Arthropoda, Insecta, Hemiptera, Aphididae. The record is from the annotation of a GenBank genome assembly.